UUAAUUAGAAGUGACUGGCUGCUAGUAGCAACCACCACCCAGACAAGAUUAACAUCAAACAGCCAUCAGCCCAGAUGUCAAGGCUUUGCAACCGAGGAGCAGAGAUGUACCUGAAGCGAAUCAAGUUUUGGUAAUCAUUACAGGGCUGCAUCUGCAUUGCUGGCGUCCAGUCUUUCUUCUUCUCUCAUAGCACACUUCUUAAAGAUCUUUUUCACCGGCAUAUCGGAGUGUUCCUCCCAACACAGAUAUCUUGAUGGUGACUUUGUGAGACUUCUGAGUGCAGCUUUGACAGGUGCCGACAUAAAAAGUCUCCCGAGAUGGACACGGACAGCACGAACAGCAGCUCCGUCUCCUCCAGCAACGGACUCAAGCCUACACAAGCUCAGCACGAGCGAGGCGGGUGGGGCGGCAAGCUGGAUUUCAUUCUCACUUGCAUCGGGUACGCCGUGGGGCUGGGCAACAUCUGGAGGUUUCCUUAUCUGUGCUAUAAGAGUGGAGGAGGAGCCUUUUUCAUUCCCUACACCAUGUUCCUGCUAAUGUGUGGUCUGCCCUUGUUCUUCAUGGAAGUCUCUUGCGGCCAGUUCUCCUCCUUGUCCCCGGUACCCAUCUGGAAGAUCUGCCCCAUGUUUAAAGGAGUUGGCAUCGGCAUGGUGAUGGUAUCCUCCAUCGUUUGCAUCUAUUACAAUGUCAUCAUCGCCUGGACCAUCUAUUAUUUGUUCCUGUCGUUCCGCGCCACGCUGCCCUGGAGCACUUGCAAAAACGAGUGGAACACCCAGUCUUGCCUCGACACCAGCCAGCUGUUUGCUGAAGAAAUGUCCCAGAACCGCACGGCCAGCAACUCUUCAACCUUAUACGCACUGGCCUCCAUACUGGAAGUUGCCUCCCCUUACCCCGACAUGGCAGCCAAUAGCAGCGAGCAGUCGGCGCCUCUUGCCAUCAGCAUGGCGGCCAACCUGACGGCGCCAUCAGGCCGCAAGGCCAUGUCGGCCAGUGAGGAGUUCUGGCAACACCACGUGCUGAAGCUGUCCUCUGGGAUUGAAGAGCUGGGAGAAGUGAGAUGGCAGCUGCUCAUCUGUCUUGCCUUGUCCUGGUUGUUCGUCUUCCUGUGUCUUUUCAAGGGGGUGAAGAUCCUCGGCAAGGUGAUGCACUUUGCUGCACCUUUCCCAUACCUUGUCCUGACGGUCUUGCUGAUACGAGGUGUUACCUUGCCCGGCGCUAUUGACGGAAUCAAGUUCUACAUCAUCCCACGCUUCGAAGAACUGACUAAAUUUCAGGUUUGGGGUGAUGCUGCUUUGCAAAUCUUCUACUCUGUCGGCAUGGCCUGGGGAGGAGUUAUCACCAUGGCUAGUUACAACCGCUUUAACAACAAUGCAUACAGAGACGCAAUGAUCGUUCCUUUUGUGAACUGUGGGACAAGUGUCUUUGCUGGGUUUGUCAUCUUCUCUGUACUUGGAUUCAUGGCACACGAAGCCAACAGCACAGUCGACCAGAUUGUUACUCAGGGUCCUGGACUAACAUUUGUCGCAUACCCCGAAGCCGUGUCCAAGAUGCCCAUUGCCCCACUGUGGUCCAUUCUUUUCUUUCUGAUGUUGUUUGUUGUCGGACUGGACAGUCAGUUUGGGAUGUUCGAGACUAUGCUCAGCAGUCUCAUUGACGAAUUUCCUCACUUGCUUCGUGGAAGAAAAACUCUUCUGACUGCGGUUACCUGUUUUGUGGAGUUUCUUUUGGGCAUUCCCUGCAUCUGCCAGGGAGGAAUUUACGUGCUGCAAACCAUGGACUGGUACUGCUCCAGCUUUUCUCUGAUGAUCAUUUCCUUCGUAGAGUGUGUUGCUAUCUCCUGGAUUUAUGGUAUGGACCAGUUCAUGAAAGACAUAGAGUUAAUGAUCGGCUUUAAACCUUGCCGCUUCUGGACAUACAUGUGGAAGUUUGUGACGCCAACGGUCGUUUUGUUCAUCUGGGUGUUCAGUGUGACCACUCUUGGCCCAGUGACCUACGGGUCGUAUACAUACCCGACAUGGGCUAUUAUUAUGGGAUGGACCAUAGGGGUGUCUUCAAUGCUGCCCAUCCCCAUCUAUGCACUUUACCGACUGACAGGUGAAAAAGGAUCCAUUUCUGAGAGAGUGCGAAAGCUGUGGACGCCUGCACCUGACUGGGGUCCGAAAUUGCCAGAGCACCGGAAGCUGUACCUGGCAUCACGGGGGAUCAUGAACAUGGACUCUCUUGAACCUUUAAAAAAGAAAAGCCCGGACAGUUUUAAGGGAUUCGUCGGUCAGAUGCAACACGAAGAAGUGUGACAGUAAUAUCAGGAGAAGAGGGUACAUCAGGUGCUGUGAUGUGUGUGAGAACACUAAAAGAUAAACAUCCUUCAUGUAACAGCUUCGUGGAGGACGACUUCAUGCCAUUUGAGAUAUGGAGAAACAGUGGAAUCUGCUCAUAGCAAAUUUUGAGAAAACAGCUUUUUUUUCGAAGACUAUGCCUCAUGCUUUUUGCCUGAGGACCUUUCAAAGGGCAUGAUGGUUAGAUCAAGAAAAUAAUUUGUCAAAUACAAACAUAUUUUAUUAGCCAUUUUAUAUCAUCAUCAAGUGAAAUCAUAUUCCGAGGCCAGCAGUACUUAUAUAGUACAGGAGGAAGAAUUUAUAGUCAAGCAAUUAUUUUCUCACUUGAAUUCCUCCAUUACUAGUGAUUUAGGUUGAUGUUCUUGAUAUUUCUACAUGAUAUUCUUAUGUGUGUAUAUGUGUGUGUGUGCGCGCGCAUAUGAGAGAGAGAUGUAAGGACGAGAAUAUCUUCACAACCCGAGUGAUCACGUGUUUAUGAACACCUUGGACAUAUCAGGGGCGGCUGUACUUUUGUGGCAUUUAAUGUCAUGAGAACUUUUAGUACUGAAAAUAACCAAAUCAGGACACUAGCGUAACUUAUUAAAUAUUUUUUUUUUCUAGUUAACUUUCUAAGUGUGGUCUCUAGCAGUCUUUCUUCCCGCGAAGAUUUCCGUCUGCAAAAUAGUUUUUCUUCAUUAUUCAUUUAACGUGCUUUGCUCGCAAGGUUGUGUGCUGACAACAGGGUACAAUGUGUACAGUGGGCUCAGCAUGUUUAGAUACAAAAUGUAUUUAGUGUCUUAAAAAAUAACCUUAUCAUUGGUUUGUUCUGGAGGUUUUAGUUUUGGAGCAAACCGUCUUCACAUUCCACUGUAAUUUUAAGUCUCCCCUACACCCACAACAAGUACGCCAUGCUGAAAUAAUGUCUUUCUAACAAUGUAAUGUUUGUGGUGUCCUUAAAGUGUUGCUUUCAAAGUCUCCUGAGCUGCUGAAAGGCACAGUCACUAGCCUUCUUUAGCAGUCACCGACAGAAAGUGAAUAACUGAGAUUAUUUGACCAAAACCACCUUUAGAAAAGGACUAUUCUUGUCGUCGAUACUUUCAUCACCAUCAUCAGCAUCAUCCACUCCAUCCUCAGCGGUCGCUGUUUCAGGAAGAAGACUGUGAAAAAUAAAGUCGUGUAGAAGGCCAGUCGACUGCAAGAAUCCCCGAGAUGGGGUGGAGACGGUCGGAGAGACAAUAGCGCCGACUGCCAACUGUUUGUACGGUCGUCCAGAGACAAAACCAAGCGAAUGACUGUUACAGGAAUUGCUGCAGCUGUGAUCCAGUCGAUCUCUACAUUCAUCUUGUUAUUUAGUUGUCCCCACAAAUCAUUUUGAGUUUCUUAAUAUUGGGUUUUUGAGAUAUCAUGCUCACAGGUUUUUACAUCAAAUGAUGUAUUAUUCUCGAAUCCUAUGAACGUUUGGUAGUUAACAAAGAGAACAGAUGGUAUCCACUUCUGCCAAAAAGGGCUUAUUUCAUUUACACAGCCAUUUAUUAAACAUAAUAAUAUAUUGAUUUUUUGAUUAGAUAAAAUACCUCUAGGAAGUAUAACAUCUUUCCUCAGUGAGACAAGAGAAAAGGGUGGAGAGAUUAGAGAAUUGUACAAUCCGAAUGUAACCAAAAAGAUAUGAACUUCUUUUGGUUUUCCGGAUUAUGGAUGUCGAAAAUCUAUGAAAACGGGCGUUCUUUUCCUUAAAAAUAAUUCAAUGAAGUGGAAAUAUCAGGAUAUAUAAACAAAGUUGAACACUUUGUAAGAGACUUUUCAAUAAAAACCUACAAAUUAAUAAGAUCUCGUACAGAGAGACGCAAAAUGUUUCUAGACAGGAAAAGAGGCCCUAGAACUCUAGAAGGUUCAUGCAAAAUAAACAAAAAAGGAAGGGAUCAACCAACAAGUUGGAAAGAUGAAUAUGUAAUAAUUCACAACACGAACCAUAACUAUUCAGAAAAUAACCCAAAGUUAAGUUGGAAUAUAUAUUUAAAUAACAAAACAAUACACCAUUCAUAAUUUAUGAAUCAGGAUUAAGACGAGGAAUACAUUGUCUGGUCACUGGGAGAAACAAAAUGUACAAUACUUGGUCUAUUAAAGUUUAUCAGAAGGAC
Messenger RNA from Pomacea canaliculata, 4453 nucleotides. RefSeq names its product sodium- and chloride-dependent glycine transporter 1-like. The coding region runs from base 318 to 2294 and encodes 658 amino acids. Gene Ontology annotation, cellular component: membrane. The record is from RefSeq and is a predicted model, not a curated record. Gene Ontology annotation, biological process: sodium ion transmembrane transport. The transcript has 14 exons. Lineage: Eukaryota; Metazoa; Mollusca; Gastropoda; Architaenioglossa; Ampullariidae.